GUGAAAAACUUGAUUGUAUUCAGUGAUUUAAACAUAAGCGAGCAUAUAUUUUGUUAAUUAAAUUGAUUAAAUAAGUUUAAUACAACUAAAUAUAGUAGUGACUUUAGACGUGCUAUUGCCUGGAUACCUAAGUUCAAUAAGAUUUCAGAAAACGCAAAGAUGUCGGAAGAAUUAGCGCAGGCGCAGGACUCCGUGGAGCAGGUGACGCGCGACGUGAAGGACGUCUCGCUGGAGAACGGGAACGGUUCGGCGCCCGCGUCGGCCAACGGAACGCCCGCCAAGAACGAAGACAAUGCCGUGCCGCUUAAGGAUGCGUUCAAAGCCUUUUCUAAGUUCGGCGAUCCAAAAUCUGAUGGGAAGCACAUCACUUUAUCACAAAGUGACAAGUGGAUGAAGCAAGCCAAGGUGAUCGACGGCAAGAAGAUUACCACCACAGACACCGCCAUAAACUUCAAGAAACUUAAAUCGCUCAAAGUUGGGCUUGAAGAUUACCAGAAAUUCCUCGAGGAAUUGGCCAAGAGUAAAAAGGUCGAGGUUGAAGACAUAAAAAAGAAACUCACCACUUGUGGACAGCCAGGAAUAACAUCUCAUGUGACAAAAUCCCAAGCCGCCGCAGCAGCGGUGGACCGACUUACAGACACCACCAAGUACACCGGCUCCCACAGGCAGCGCUUCGAUGAAACCGGCAAAGGCAAGGGCAUCGCCGGCAGAAAGGACCUCGUCGACGGAUCCGGCUACGUGUCCGGGUACCAGCACAAGGACACGUACGACAAAACUCACUAAACAAAACUACAUCAUUCUAUAAAGCGGCUACAAGGUAUUCGUAACCACGUAUGUAGUUCCCAAUAAUUGAUUGUCAAACACAAACGAUUUGAUUCGACCUGUGUGUGGCAAGAAUUGGCGUCCAUUUCAAAUUAAAAGUACGCGCGAAAAAUACGACCAUUUGUAUAAGUGCAUAAAUUAGAUUGUGGAAGAGUUUCAUUCAGUGCCAUUAUUGAGUGGCAUUCCUCAUCCUCUAGCAUUCCAAUAAUUCGAUUCAAUAGCUUUCUUAAUAUCUAUUACAUUACACUAUGUUACUUCAGAAAAUUUUGGGGCACUGUUAAUGCUCCCUGUUUUACCUAAUAUUUACGCACACAUAGACCAAUAUAAAUUACGCCUAACUACAAUCUAACAAAUACUAAAAAAUAAGUUCUCAAACAAAGAAACUAAGUACCUACCGUUUGAGUGACUGAUAUUGCACAAUAUUUAUAACUCGCAUGUUUUACCUCUUUUAUAAUGUAACUUU
Messenger RNA from Ostrinia furnacalis (Asian corn borer), 1285 nucleotides. Its product is annotated as tubulin polymerization-promoting protein ringmaker. The transcript is spliced from 4 exons. The coding region runs from base 160 to 783 and encodes 207 amino acids. NCBI's taxonomy places the organism in Eukaryota, Metazoa, Arthropoda, Insecta, Lepidoptera, Crambidae. Gene Ontology annotation, molecular function: tubulin binding. Gene Ontology annotation, cellular component: microtubule. The record is from RefSeq and is a predicted model, not a curated record. Gene Ontology annotation, biological process: microtubule polymerization; microtubule bundle formation; positive regulation of protein polymerization.